Messenger RNA from Emericellopsis atlantica, 3369 nucleotides. Its product is annotated as peptidase C13 family-domain-containing protein. The transcript is spliced from 7 exons. Gene Ontology annotation, molecular function: GPI-anchor transamidase activity. NCBI's taxonomy places the organism in Eukaryota, Fungi, Ascomycota, Sordariomycetes, Hypocreales, Bionectriaceae. Gene Ontology annotation, biological process: proteolysis; protein localization to cell surface; attachment of GPI anchor to protein. The coding region runs from base 1 to 3369 and encodes 1122 amino acids. Gene Ontology annotation, cellular component: GPI-anchor transamidase complex. The record is from RefSeq and is a predicted model, not a curated record.
AUGCUGUUUAACGUCCGUCUGGCCAUCGUGGCCACGAUGCUCCUGGGCGUCGCCCUUGCCGAGCACACGAACAACUGGGCAGUCCUGGUCGGCACGUCGCGCUUCUGGUUCAACUACCGCCACAUGGCCAACGUGCUGGCCAUGUACCGAACCGUCAAGCGACUCGGCAUCCCCGAUUCGCAGAUCAUCAUGAUGCUCCCCGACGACAUGGCGUGCAACCCUCGAAACUCCUUCCCCGGCACCGUGUACAGCAACUCGAACCGCGCCGUCGACCUCUAUGGCGACAAUAUCGAGGUGGACUACCGAGGGUACGAGGUCACCGUGGAGAACUUCAUCCGGCUCCUGACCGACCGCGUUGGACCCGACACGCCCAGGAGCAAGCGCCUGCUCACAGACGACCGAAGCAACAUCCUGGUGUACAUGACGGGCCACGGAGGCAACGAGUUUUUGAAGUUUCAAGAUGCCGAGGAAAUCGGUGCAUGGGAUCUGGCGAAUGCGUUCGAGCAGAUGUGGGAAAAGAAGAGAUACCACGAGAUCCUCUUUAUGAUCGACACGUGCCAGGCAAAUACCAUGUUCAGCAGGCUGUACUCCCCCAACAUCAUCGCGACCGGCUCCUCGAAACUUGACCAGUCCUCCUAUUCGCACCACGCCGACAAUGACGUUGGCGUGGCCGUCAUUGACCGAUACACGUACUACAACCUCGAGUUCCUGGAGGGGCAGGUCAAGGACAUCAACAGCAAGAAGACGAUGGGCGAGCUGUUCGACAGCUACGAUAUCAGCAAGAUUCAUUCCGAUCCUGGCAUGCGCUACGACCUCUUCCCCGGGGGCGCCGACGCGGCACGCGGCCGCCUCAUCACCGACUUCUUUGGAAACAUUCAAAACGUGGAGGUGGACAAGUCAAAGGACCCCGGUUUCGACGAGGACAUGCUCGAGUUGAGCAAGACCAUUGCUCGAUUGAUGAAAAAGGCAGAGGAGGAAGAGGCUGCCGCACGUAACCAGACUGCUAGCAUGCCAGCCAGCGUGCCCACCGAGCCUGCAAAGAAGAUACUAGGGGCCACUGCGUUGACAGAUGAUAGCUGGUGGUCAAAGAAGGUGAUCGGGGCGUCUGCGUUGGCUGGGUGCGCUCUGCUCUGGGGCCUUGCAGGAUCUCUGCACUACGAAGAUGCAACGAUCGCAGGUAAAUACGAGGUGGCGGUCAUCACGAUCCGCCCUUUGAAGCCACUAUCGCUCAGCCCGCGACCGCUGACAUCGCACGCGAUAGCCUGGUCCUGCGAUGCUGAGCUGGCGGUGGCCACGGACGACACGGUUCACAUCUUCCUUCCCGAGUACAACAACCAAAACGAUGAAUCCGAAAUUGCCAUCCAAAGCCAGUUCACGCUGUCCAUCAGCGCAGCGAAUUGCUUCAUGCCAUUGACGGGUGUCAACAACCAACUCUGCGCUCAAGCUGGCGUCACCCUGCCGCCCACCAAUCUCACUUUGAAGCAGGAUGGCAUCACUCCAGGGUUCUCGAAAAGCGCUGUGACCGGUCGAGGGACGGUCUCACAAGUGGUCAGGGUGGAAUGGUCGCCCAACGGACUCGGGGCGAACCUGCGUCCCAUUCUCAUGGUCAUGACAACAAGUGGCGAGCUGUUUGCACUGGGCGAACAGGAUGACUCUGCUGCGUCUGGCGUCGCAUCAUUCCAGACGCGCAACACCAAGAUGUGGAAGAUACUCUGGGGCAUCGGUGCUGGCAUGCCCAUUCCAGCGGAGGACCACGAAGGUGCGUACCGCACGAUGGAUGAGCGCAUCGUGGGCUUUUCGUGGGCAAAGGAGGCUGCCCCUGGGCAAGCCUUGCUGGCAUAUGAGACAGACCAAGAUGAGAUUGUGGUCAUGAGCAUUCAGCAUGUCACCCAGCCAGGAGGUGGCCAUGUGUGGCAAGUUCGGGAAGCGGCUCGCUUUGAUGGCGAGGGACCCCAUGGCGUACGUAUGCUGGGAUUGAAGUUCGCUGUGCCGAGAGCUGACAGUCCCCAGAGACAAGACGAUUUAGAUCCCGACUUCCAGCCAUGCCAGACGGCCUUUGGGUUGAGAUGGAGUCCCUGGGUGCUCUCGGGAGGAAGCCGAGUCGCCGCGUUGGCACAUAUAACCCGGAAUCACGUCAGUUUCCGCAAAGUCAGUCUUCCAAGAAAAUGGGAGAGAGGCAGUGAGCCCAAAGUGGUGGUGGCAGAGACAGACAGUCUUGCAAUCUGCUUGGGUCUGUCUGCUGAUGCCUUUGUGGAGUGGGAGGACACCGUUUGGAAUGAAGGAAAGUCAAGGUUGGCCCGAGGAGUGAUAUGCACGCCGUAUCAAGUGGCGCCUUUCCAGCUUGACCUGCUUGACGAUCCCAAGCCGCUGAUGCCAGCGCACUCAUGCAGGGAUUGCUCAACGACUUAUGCUGCAACUACAACCAUGAACCCGAUCACUGGCUUGGUCGUGUAUCCCACAGAUCCUAGCCAAAAGACGGAACUUCCACUGUAUAUGGCUGUCCGAUCAUCCGUCACCGCUAAGAACCAGGACUGGUACGAAACGAACGACAUUGAAGGCCAGUUUCCGACUCCGUUAUGGGUACGAUCUUUAAGUCGAAAGCCUACGCGCACGGGUACCCGCUACGAAGCUCCGCAGGCUUUCGCAGAUUCAGGUUCGGAAGAGUCGUCGUCAGACGAGGAGGAGGCGGAAGGCGAACGAAUCGACGAUGAAGGGAUGGGAAACGGUGCUAUGGAAGGCGUUCAUCGAAAAGGGGCAGAGAAGAGCCCCAAGAAGAAGAUACCCCUCCUUCGAUACCGGCUCCAAGGCCUCGCUAUAUCCCCAGGGGGCGGCUGCUCUGCAGUACUCGUCGAGAAGCAAAGCACAGUAUACCCUGGCCGGAAAGCGACUUGCAAAGUCUACUUCUCUCACAAGGUGAACAAGGCGGACGACGACGAGCGGUCUCCGCUCGACGCCAGUAGCAAGAAAUUGACUACCGAGGCUCGCACGUGGGAGUGGAUGUACGGCGGAGGCGAUGAUGUACCGGGGGUCACGGUGCCCAUCGAUCAUGCCAUGCUGGAGGGUCACUCGCCGAUGCGAGACUUUUUCAAACUACUCAAGGCGAAGCAGAAGUGUCCGCUCUGCCAGGAAAAGGUGAGACUUGAGGGACUGGAAGCUAGGUGCUCCAACAAUCAUACAUUCGCCUCCUGCUCGUCUUCGGGCCUCGCAAUCCUGGCGCCGGAUGUAUCAAGGACCUGUGCUCUCUGUCGGAAUCGAUGCUUCAAGUACAGCGAGCUUGUCAGGCUGGCGACGGAGGAGUAUGGUCCUGCGGCCCCGUUGCCUGAACCUGGAGAGCUGUGCGGAUACUGUGGGGGAAAGUUUAUCAUCUAA